Molecule: messenger RNA, 1788 nt
Organism: Colletotrichum gloeosporioides
Lineage: Eukaryota; Fungi; Ascomycota; Sordariomycetes; Glomerellales; Glomerellaceae
Exons: 3
Coding region: 1-1788 (595 amino acids)
Source: RefSeq, a predicted model, not a curated record
AUGGAGGAUCGCAGCGGGCAAGUGCUGGCCGUCGCGGUCCUCUUCUUCGUGCUGUGCUGGAGCGUCGUCGGCCUGCGCAUAUACUGUCGAGGAUGGAUCAUACGCUCCUUUGGCGUCGACGACAAGUUGAUGAUUGGUCUCAUGCUCCUGUUCACCGUCUACCUGAUAAUGCAAAUACAAGGCGUCCGUUAUGGCACAGGGCGACACAGGGCAGAUCUCACGGCGGAAGCCAACCGUGAUGCCCUCAUGUACUGGUACAUUUGCGAACUCCUCUACAUAAUCUCGACCUGCCUCCUCAAAAUCUCCGUCGGCUACUUCCUCCUGCGUGUCUCCAUCCGUCGCUCCCACGUCUGGAUUCUGCGCGUGCUCAUGCUCGGCACUGUGCUCUUCGGCACCACCUAUUUCUUCAUGGUCACGUUCCAGUGCGUCCCCGUAAACACCUUCUGGGAGGAAUCCCCCCGCGUACAGGGGAAGUGCUUCAACGACCGCGUCGUCGUCAUCAUGACCCUGACGGCCUCCAUCAUCAACUGCCUCGCCGACUGGUCCUUCGGCAUCCUCCCGCUCUUCAUCGUCUGGUCCCUCUCCCUCCCCAAACGCACCCGCCUCCUCGCCUUCGCCAUCCUCUCCUUCGCGGCCAUCGGCUCCGCCGCCACCGUCGUCAGAUCCGUAUACAUCCCCACCCUUCUCAACGGCGACGACUUCCUGUGGGCGACCACCGACGUCGCCCUCUGGAGCACCGUCGAGCCCGGCAUCGGCAUCACCGCCGCCUCCCUCGCCACCCUCCGCCCCCUCUGGCAGCUCGUCUGGUACCGCGCCGGCCUCAAGUCCCAGGCCCCCCGCGCCGUCGCCUGGCGUGAGCGUUUGCAGGGCAAGCCGUCCUACGUCCGCAGCGACGAAUCCGGCGGCCGCGCACGACAGGCGCGCUUCCGCCUCUCGGAUGUUGACGCACCCCUGGAAGAGAUCGAAGCCAACAUACAGGCUGAGAUCCAAGCCGAAUUCGACGCGGCCGAGCUCCCUCGCAUACACCACCCCGGCGACGACGCGGCAACAUCGACAGCCCCGUCAAGACGCAGCGGCCUGAGCAAAACAUUCGACCUAUCGUACCCGCGGAAACGUAGUGGCGAGGAGGACGGCGAAGGGCUCGUGACGCCCAGGGAAGACGGCGCGGGCGGGCACUACCUCGCCCCAACGCCGACCCGCGAGGUACUACAUUUCCACAACCAAGUAACGCUCGAAGCACUCCAUGCUAACAACCCGCAGACGCACGAAGAGCCCUCCGACCUCGAAGACGGCCUCCACCUCUCGCCCAUGGUCCCCUCCACCGCCCCGACCCUCAACUGGGUCUCCCCGCGCAUGUCCGCCCUCUCGAUGGGCUUCACUCCGCCCGGCAACAAUCCCAACGCCCGCGACUCGAUGCAGUCCUCGACGACGUGGGGCGGCUUCAACAACAACGACCCGCGCGCGAGCCGCGUCUCCAGUCUCACGACCGCAACCACCGGCGUCGCCGUCACAAACACCUACACCGGCCGCGACAGCGUCAGCCACAUCGACACGUACCGCGACAGCCGCACGACGGCGCGCAACAGCCGCUACGACCGGUACAGCCGCGCGACGCGGACGAGCAGCUACCACAGCCGCUUCCUCGCGCCGCCGUCGCCGGGGGAUGUGCCGCUGCCGAGCCCGCCGCCGCCCGUGUGGCAGGUGAAUGUGCCCGGCGGCAUGGACUCGGCGCAGUGGCUGUCGAACAGGAUGACGGAGCACCCUGGGAACCCAGGCGGGCUCAUCUGA